UCAUUGUGAGCUCAGUCCGGCUCUCUCUCUGACAGCGUGGACAAAAGAUGGUGCUCGACUUGGACCUGUUUCGCACCGACAAAGGUGGCGAUCCGGAAACCAUCCGUGAAACCCAAAGGAAGAGGUUUAAAGAUGUAACGCUGGUCGAUAAACUGGUCGCCGCAGACACGGAGUGGAGAAAAUGCCGCUUCACUGCAGACAACCUGAACAAAGCGAAAAACCUCUGCAGCAAGAGCAUUGGGGAGAAGAUGAAGAGAAAGGAGCCAGUUGGAGAGGAUGAGUCUGUACCUGAAGAAGCACAGAACGUGGAGUCCCUAACAGCUGAAACGCUCUCGCCCCUGACGGUUACCCAGGUCAAGAAGGUGCGUGUGUUGGUGGAAGAGGCGGUGGAGAAAAGCGACAGCGAGAGGAUAAAGCUGGAGGCGGAGCGCUUGGUGUACCUGAGGGAGCUCGGCAACCUUCUGCACCCGUCUGUGCCCAUCAGCAACAAUGAGGACGCAGACAACAAGGUGGAGCGUACCUGGGGCGACUGCAGUGUCCAGAAGAAGUACUCCCAUGUGGACCUGGUGGUCAUGAUCGAUGGCUUUGAUGGAGAGAGAGGAGCUGUUGUGGCUGGCAGCAGAGGCUACUUCCUGAAGGGCCCCCUGGUGUUCCUGGAGCAGGCCCUGAUCACUUACGCCAUGAGGAUACUCCACAGCAAGAACUACACCAUGCUCUACACGCCCUUCUUCAUGAGGAAAGAGGUCAUGCAGGAAGUCGCCCAGCUCAGCCAGUUUGACGAUGAGCUCUACAAGGUCAUCGGUAAGGGCAGCGAGAAGUCGGACGACAACUCCAUCGACGAGAAGUACCUCAUCGCCACCUCCGAGCAGCCCAUCGCGGCCUUCCUGAGGGAUGAGUGGCUGAAACCCGAGGACCUGCCCAUCCGCUACGCCGGCUACUCCACCUGCUUCAGGCAGGAAGUGGGCUCCCAUGGCCGAGACACCCGCGGGAUCUUCAGGGUCCACCAGUUUGAGAAGAUUGAGCAGUUCGUCUUCGCCUCCCCACACGACGGCAAAUCGUGGGAGAUGUUUGACGAGAUGAUCGGGACGGCAGAAGAGUUCUACCAGACUCUGGGAAUUCCUUAUCGCAUCGUCAACAUCGUCUCUGGUGCCCUGAAUCACGCCGCCAGCAAGAAGCUGGACCUGGAGGCCUGGUUCCCCGGCUCUGGUGCCUUCAGAGAGCUGGUCUCCUGCUCAAACUGCACGGACUACCAGGCCCGGCGCCUCCGCAUCCGCUACGGUCAGACCAAGAAGAUGAUGGACAAGGCCGAGUAUGUGCACAUGUUGAACGCCACCAUGUGCGCUACCACUCGCGUGAUGUGCGCCAUCCUGGAGAAUUACCAAACCGAGGAAGGCAUCGUUGUUCCAGAGAUGCUCCGGCCGUUCAUGCCUCCUGGUUUGACAGAGAUCCUGAAGUUCGUGAAGCCCGCUCCCAUCGACCAGGAGCUGUCUAAGAAAGCCAAGAAACACAACGACGGAGGGAAGAAGAAGAAGCAGGGAGGGGGGGGCCAGAACCUUCCCAACGCCAUGGAGACCAUGUGCGUCGACGACUCGUAGGCCGCGGCGACCGCGCCGCUUCACCAGCGCCACGCAGGCAGACACGGGUGGAACGGGGCCUCCCGGGGGGACAACCGCGGGUCAGCUCUGCUGUUACUGUCGUCUUCGUGAAGGGGAGCUCCGUCUCAUCUGUGUCUAUCUGAAUGGAAGGUGUUCAUCUCAGCUGUUCCUCCCCACGAUCACAUAGAGCGCACUGACGAAGGCCUCCUCCUACAUCUACUCUUCACUCUCUCACCUCUGCAGCAAACAGACAGAUGACACUACUGGUAAAAUUCCAGCUUCACAUCAUUGCAGUAGUUAUGAAAACUUAAACAUUACAAGUUAAUGUUUUCCUCAGCUUUUUAGGAUCUGUAAUAGACAAUAAAAGGUGAUCGGUAACUGAAAUCUUUACGAGAACGACGCCUGCAUCUCUUCUGUGAAACUUAUUUCUUUGAGUCUGAAAAGGUUUUAAAGUUGAUCUAAAUUCUACUCUUCAGAAAUCAAUCAAUGAUCGGGUAUUUAGGCUUCACCUCGUCUUCUCUGACCACAAUCAUCUUCAACCAUUGAUGACCAUAAUGCUCUUCCUGGCUUAUGAUUGAGACAUUGUAUGAACUCGCUAAAGAGAGAUAGAUAUGUGUAUACAUAUAUGUAUAUGUAUAUGAUUGAGCAUUCAAGAAGUGGCACUUAUUGUAAAACAAAUAUUAAAAAGUUGAUAUGGAAGAUA
Messenger RNA from Anarrhichthys ocellatus (wolf-eel), 2298 nucleotides. It is a transcript of the gene sars1, whose product is annotated as seryl-tRNA synthetase 1. The transcript is spliced from 11 exons. Lineage: Eukaryota; Metazoa; Chordata; Actinopteri; Perciformes; Anarhichadidae. Gene Ontology annotation, biological process: seryl-tRNA aminoacylation. The record is from RefSeq and is a predicted model, not a curated record. The coding region runs from base 48 to 1595 and encodes 515 amino acids. Gene Ontology annotation, molecular function: ATP binding; serine-tRNA ligase activity.